AAAAAGUUCUGCUGUCAGCUGUCAGAUAGAUUAUUAUGAAAAUGGCGGGCCUGGAGUCAAUGGUUGUUGAAGAAGUUAAAACAGCAGAAAAACCCGUAGACAGGGAAAAGACUUGCCCACUGCUACUACGUGUGUUCUGUUCCACUGGCCGCCAUAAUUCGCCUGGCGAUUACGCCCGCGGCAAUGUUCCACAAAACGAAUUGCAGAUUUACACAUGGAUGGACGCGACACUCCGAGAACUAACCGGACUGGUCAAAGAAGUUAAUCCAGAGACGAGGCGUAAAGGAACCUACUUUGACUUUGCUAUAGUCUACCCUGAUCUGAGGUCACCAACGUACCGUAUGAGAGAAAUUGGUGUUACCUGCUCUGGGCAAAGAGGUGGUGAUGAUAACAAAACACUAUCUCAAGUAAAGUUUCAAAUUGGCAACUAUUUGGAUAUAUCUAUAACACCACCUAACAGAAUGCCACCUCCAAUGAGACGGCCACAGCCUUAUAUGAACAAUCGACCCUAUUAAUCUAUGUAGGUAUUAUGUUAUAAGCUGUUCAAUUCUUACUAUUUAAAUUGUCUCAAUGUUUGAAUUUUCUUAAAACUAACAGUUCUUU
Ostrinia furnacalis (Asian corn borer) is the source of this 603-nucleotide messenger RNA. RefSeq names its product histone deacetylase complex subunit SAP18 (gene Bin1). Bases 36 to 515 code for a protein of 159 amino acids. Gene Ontology annotation, molecular function: transcription factor binding; transcription corepressor activity. Gene Ontology annotation, cellular component: nucleus. The transcript is spliced from 3 exons. The record is from RefSeq and is a predicted model, not a curated record. Gene Ontology annotation, biological process: negative regulation of DNA-templated transcription. NCBI's taxonomy places the organism in Eukaryota, Metazoa, Arthropoda, Insecta, Lepidoptera, Crambidae.